AUGGCCAGCGCCCUUGAACCCACUCUCCCCGCUUCUGCCCUUAGUAGCUGGAUGGAAGAUCUCUACGCCCGAAUCUUUAUUCAGCCAGACGAUGAAGUCUCGGCAAAUACCAUCAAAGAAUCAAUUUCAGAAGAUUUCGCGGCCAGAAUCAACCAUGAUCACUACACGCGACAAUCAUUCCACGAUAUCAUCAUGAAAUUCCGUGUCGAUAACAAGACGACUAUUCAUGAAACCAAGGAGCUCCAAUCUUGGGAUGCACCCGAUGGCUCAGGUGCUGGUUGCGUCUCCCAGUUUCUUCGCUUUACCGACUCCAACAAGGAGACUGGCGUUGGUAGCACGUCUUCUACCUUGCUGAUUGCUAGCAUUAAGGUUGUCAAUGGGCGGAAGAUGUUGGUAGAACUGACAGAGGUGUUGAAGGCAGCUGCUUAG
Messenger RNA from Fusarium oxysporum Fo47, 429 nucleotides. RefSeq lists its product as uncharacterized. The transcript has 2 exons. Bases 1 to 429 code for a protein of 142 amino acids. The record is from RefSeq and is a predicted model, not a curated record. NCBI's taxonomy places the organism in Eukaryota, Fungi, Ascomycota, Sordariomycetes, Hypocreales, Nectriaceae.